GGCUGUUGGACAGUGUAAUCUUUUCGCGGAAAUAACGGGCUAUUGGAUAAUUUGCUCCAGCCCUGAACAGUUGACUCGCUUGUUAUCAGAACUGUGGUGCAGUUGAAACGAAUAACAACUCACGAACAUAGUGUAGGCAGUAGGUAAUGGUCUACGAUUAAGCCACUUUAUAUUGCUAGGUGGUGACAUUCGCUCGUGAAGUUGAUGAAGACUCAAACAUAAAAGUUUACACACGUGUUCGGUAAACAUUCCACGGUUUUUGUACAUCGGAACCUGAACGUGUUUUGUAGUCUAGGUAUGUUAUAACUGUUCUAAGUGCGUGAACAAGAGACUGAUGGAAGUGAUGCAUUUGAGAAUCGACAAAGGUUUGUUCGAAACGGCACUGCGAGAGAAGUUGUCAGAUGAAACCAUCCAAGUCCUGGAAAUUACGACCCAUCCCUUGUCGGAGAAGGGAGUUAAUUUUCUCAGUGAUCUCCAUGAAGCUUCUAUACGGUAUACCGUAACCUCUAAAAACGGGAAAACGAAGUACGAACGUUCCACGAAUUUGGUUGUUAAGGUUGAACCCUCGAACGAGGUGUCGCGAGAGCUUGUUCGCCAACAAGAUCUCUUUUUGACCGAGUUGCAAGUCCUACGUGACGUUUUGCCGAAAAUAAAGCAAAUCGUUGGGCACCAAUUAGGACCGCAGUUAUGGUACGGAAGCGAGAAUCCCCCGGUACUUUUCAUGGAAGAUUUAAGGAAAAGAGCGUUUAUUAUGAAAAAUCGACAGAAGGGUUUGUCAUUUGAGCAUUGUCGUAUGGCGAUUCAACAAAUGGCGAGGUUACACGCUGGUUCGGUUGCAAUUUUUGAAAAGCAUCCAGCUAUGAUCGAAGCUUUCAGAGAUGGUGGUAUCGUGUCAACAAAAUGCCCAACGAGUUUCAUACGAAUGAUGGAAGUGAGUCUUUUACGGAUAGGCAAAGAGAUACGAACAUGGUCAGAUGAAAAAUGUGCAAACACGGCGGAUAAAUUAUUUAAAUUGGCAAAAAAUAUCGGUCCCCGAUGUGUCGACGUAUAUAGAUACGAUCCUGACGAGUUUUGUGUGUUAAAUCACGGAGACUGUUGGAUCAAUAAUAUGAUGUUUAGGGAAAAUGAAAAAGGACAACCCCUCGAAAAUAUUCUGGUUGAUUAUCAGAUGUCCGUGUACACUUCUCCUGUUAUCGAUUUAAUAUAUUUUUUGAACAUUUGUCCCGAGUUCAAAGUGAAGUACGAUAACGACGAUUACUUUCUGGAAAUUUAUUUAAAUGUCUUAGAAGAAACUAUGAGAAAAAUCGGUUGUAAAACAAAACCACCAACAAUACGGCAACUAAAAGAAGCAGUGUACAAAAGAAGAAUAUACGCAGUUUUUUCAGGAAUCGUGCUUUAUCUACGAAUGAUGGCGAACAAGGAAGAUACCGAAGAUUUUACUCAAGUGUUGAAAGAUUAUGCAGGUGAAACAAAAAUGGAUGUCUUCAGAAACCCAGAUGCGGUGAAACUGGCUCAUAAAAUGAUUCCGGUUAUGAACGAAAGAGGAUAUUUUGAUUAGAAAAGUUAUUCGAGUAUUUAGAUCAAAAUGGCGUUUUUAAUUGCAGCUGAAUUAAGAAAAUUCAGUUACAAUUAAAUAUUAAUUUUUCUAUAUUUUUUAAUCUUUUAAUUAAAUAUUUUAAUCUUUAAAUGAUGAUAGUAUUACACCAUUUUUAUGUUGUUUUAACACUAGUUAUUUUCAAGAUUUUGUUUUUUAUGAUAUUUAAAAAUAUUUGUUAAUAAUUAAAAAUAAAAUUCUACAAAAUAAAAUCAUUCUGUAUACGAUAUUAUUUUUUAAAAUAUUAAAUCUGAAAAUUUUUCAGAUCCAAAUAAUAUAGCAAAUCAAACUUUAUUAAACAAUGAAGUUGCUUAACUUUCACUAUAAAUGAAUUACUCCAUUAAUCAAAAAAUAACUAAGUAAGUCUUCCUUCCUGUAAAUAAGUUGUUUUAUAAAAAUUUUGAAAAAUU
Molecule: messenger RNA, 2004 nt
Organism: Megachile rotundata (alfalfa leafcutting bee)
Lineage: Eukaryota; Metazoa; Arthropoda; Insecta; Hymenoptera; Megachilidae
Source: RefSeq, a predicted model, not a curated record